CCAAUAUCUCGUGGAAUGAGUUGUACUGGAAAACGAACGGCAUCACUCGCAAAUAUGCCGCAUCAGGAAGGUAUCUAGCAUGGUCCGCAAGUCCAAGACAGCAUGCCACACCUGUCGACGGCGUCGGCUGCGGUGCGACGAGGCCAAGCCCCACUGCCAAAGAUGCGCGGCCGAGGGCGUUGAAUGUCUGGGGUACGGGAAGAUGAUCCUCUGGGUGGAUGGGGUUGCUAGUCGGGGUAAAUUGAUGGGAAAGACAUUUAACACGACAUCCCUCAGUCCAAAGGGCAGUCCGGUCGCGUCUCCACCAUCUUCAAACGCACACACCAGCAAUCAGCUGUCAACCUCUCACCAUGGCCAUGAUAGCCGAGUCGUGGCGUCUCAAACUCCGCCUGCACUUUAUAGCUCUCUUCUAGAUCCAUGGCUUCAGCAAAUGGACUACAAUACACGGCACUACUUGGCACACUUCCUGACGAAUGUCGGAAACGACCUCAUCGUCCAUAACCUGCCAUCUCACAAGCCGAACCCUCUCAGGGUUUUGCUCGAAUUCUCCCAGCAGAGCUCCGCACUCUUCAACAUUAUUAUUGCCAUGUCCGCCCACCAUCAACACAAUCUUCUCCUUGGCACACCGGGUGCCCAAACUCAUCAGAUCCAUGGCUUGCGCUGUAAAGGGCGCGCUUUGCACCUGCUGAGCCACGAAAUCACCCACAUAAACCCCUCAAACUACACAACGUUACUUGCCUCAUCCAUGUUGCUCUCAGAAAUGGCAUUGCUUGAGUUAGGGGAUGAUACGUGGCGAAUCCAUGUUGGAGCCGCUGCGAGGCUGGUGCGAGGCAUAACCAUGUCCUGCCCUUCUAUUGUGCCUGAUGGGAUGGGCGUAGAGGCGUACGCAUUUUGUUCUUGGAUGAUUUCAAGACUUGUCCUACAGGAUAUGUUCGGUUCAUCUCUAUCAUCCACCACAGCAAACUGUGAUCUGCAGGGAGUUUGGGGACCAGGCCAAGGAAUUGACAGGGUGCUCAGGAUCGCAGAACUCGACCAUUACUCGUCUUGUCCAGCACAAAUCUCGCAGUUGAUCCUAGCCGCCUCCUCGGUACACAAUACCCCACCAGGGCCCCCCGUUUUCUGUGACCGUGACAACCCGACGACGUGCAUAUUCUCGUCCAUCCAACAAUUCGACCCCGCCGAAUGGGCACUCGCUCUCCAACCGCACACACCAACAGAUGACUUUACAGAGAGGUAUCAUAUCGCGUCAGCUUACAAGGCUGCUGCUGCGCUCUAUGUCGCCCAAAUUAUACCGGACGAGCAAAUGUGUGACCAUCGGAACAGGGAACCACAAUAUCUCGUACAUGACAUCCUGCAUCACAUAUCCCAGAUCUCACAAACCAACCCAUUGUUCAAGUCGAGCAUCUGGCCAAUCUGCAUCGCCGGUGCGGAGACUACCGAUGUGCACCAUCGUGCGACUGUACUAUCACACCUAAGGACCCUUUCAAUUGCCAUUCCAUGGCAGUCCACAUAUGUUGCUGAGCAAGGCCUGAAGGCAUUUUGGGAACGGAUUGACGCACUACCUCAGCACGAACCGCAUCGGGCACGCAGGUGGCUUGAUGAGUUUCGGUCGAUGGGGGUUUCUAUUUAUCCUGCUUGAGCGCCUAUGCAUUUCGCGUCAGUUCCACAAAGCAUGGGGGUAUGGUAGCUAUGGCGCAGGAUUCCCGGGCGUCAAUAUGAUGAUUGGUACACUGGUAUUGAUUGGCCAUCGUGGCUGUGAUCUAAUCAUGUACCGUAGGCUACCUAAAUAUCGCACGUAGCCUAAACUGUGCCACAACGACCAAUAACAAUGAGACCCUCAGGGUGCCCAGUAACAUUACCCAGCUUGCCCAGGCCCAGAACAGCCUGGGUAAUGCUAUCAGGCUCACCAAAGACCACGUGCUACCUAUUAAGCCAGGGGGCCGGGACAGUCUGCCUGGCCUCAUGUCUUACCCCGCACCUCCUCUAGCUUAUGGAAUUGACGCCGGACCCCUAUGAUACAUGCUUUUGGUGGGGAUUCUGCAGUGCGGCACUUUCUGGCUAGACGUAGUUUCGCAAGCAAGCCAAGUGACUUACAUCGCCCCUAGUGAAGUCACCAUCCUGGAGCAUAAACCCGGGGUCGAUACGGUGAAACGUCGAGCCCGCGUAGCCGUAGCCGGGUUGGCUCAUGGCGAGCUCGCGGAAGUUGCGCGCGAUCUUGGGGACGACAUCAUCGCACUGAUUGCAAGCAACUAGCAGCUCUACUACGGAUGGGCGCCACCAUCGCCAUCACUCUGCGCCCCUUACUCCGGUCGUCCGACACGGGAACAAUUUCCAAAGCGGCUCCAUCACCACCAUCUGCCGAAGGUCCGGACGAUCGAGCGCCAGCUUGAGGGUCAUAUAGGCGACAAGCCGAUACACGAGGGUACAGAGCACGAGGCCCCCGAGCUCUACGUCCGCGUUCUUGUCCAAGCGGUACAACGCGAGAACCUGCGCACCUGUCGUCAACGGGCAACUAUCUCCAUUGGAACACGUGAAGGAGAUCUGGUGGCCAUGGUCACUGUCUCCAAAGGCGUGUGGAGCAAGUGUGCCGACGGCGUACUUGAAGGGGGAGAGGUAGCUGAUGGCCUGCAAGGCGGGUGCUGUCAUUUCGGCGUUCAUGAUGCCGCCUAGGUGCAGGGAGGUCGCGAGCAGCACGGAGCACAGGCUGAGUGCGAAGCCCGUAUGCGUUGCGAACAGGGUGCAGAAUAUGAUGCCCAUUGACUCGCCGCAGCUCGUGAGGCAGAGCGCGCUGGCAAUGCACGUGAGGAACAUUGGGAAGGUUCUGCCGAGACCUGCGGCCAACGAGGUAAGGGCCCCGAAUACCGUGGCGGUGAUGAUCUCGAAGGGGAGCUCUAGUAUUGUGUAGUGUAAGAGAAAGGCUGUCACCGAGGCACAAUUGUCGAAGACUUCGUUGGAGAACAGGUCGCGUUGGGUUGGGAAUAUCGCGACACACUGGAGCAAUCCUGAUUUUUUAUGUGUUAGCCUUUUCAAAAGCCAGCGAACGGGCAAUGCCACCAACCUGCAAAUAGAAGAUUAGAGAAUUGCUGUAUGAAUCCCAGCCGUGUUUGUAUAGCUGCAUAGUCGGUCUGCAAGGGCGCAUAAAAUAAGACCAUAAGUAAGGCGGCUCCUACCACCUGGACUAGACGACAAACAGUCCAGUCUGGGUAACGCCGAAACAUGAGAA
This is a messenger RNA of Aspergillus calidoustus, 3223 nucleotides long. The record is from the annotation of a GenBank genome assembly. Lineage: Eukaryota; Fungi; Ascomycota; Eurotiomycetes; Eurotiales; Aspergillaceae.